This is a messenger RNA of Heterostelium album PN500, 1803 nucleotides long. Its product is annotated as calcium-binding EGF-like domain-containing protein. The transcript has a single exon. The record is from RefSeq and is a predicted model, not a curated record. Gene Ontology annotation, biological process: sexual reproduction. Bases 1 to 1803 code for a protein of 600 amino acids. Lineage: Eukaryota; Evosea; Eumycetozoa; Acytosteliales; Acytosteliaceae.
AUGUCCUAUAGACCACCUCAAAUCAAUACUGCCAAUUGUAAUGUUAAUAUGAAUCCACAAUCCGGAUUCACUGCAACCGUUGCCGUCACAGGAUUGCAUUUCGGUCCAAGCAAUAGCUCCAUUUUAAUAGAUGAAGGUGUAUAUUCAGUUCCUACACUUUUGGCUACGACAUCUUAUGACGACGGCAACAUUUUUUUCAAGGCAAACAUGCAAAUGAGAUCAGGUAAUCUAUCAGUUGUUAUUGGUGAUCAGAAAUCAAACGAAGUCUGGUUGGAUAUUAGUCCGUAUAUUACACUGGUGCGUCCACUCAAAGUUAUGGGUGGUCCGGUGACCAUCUAUGGAUAUUAUUUAGCACCAACAUCAUAUAGACAAGAGAAGAUAUUGGAUAUCUAUUUUGACAAAUCAAAGUGUACCAGUAUUAGAAUGGUUGGAUCCAAUAUGAAUCCUUAUACUUUGAUAUGUAACGACGGACCAGCAGGCUACGGAAAUAUUAAUUUAACAUUUGCUUAUGGAAGUGGAAGUUCGAAUAUAAUAUACACUGCUCAAUAUGAAAAACCUGUUAUAGAUAAAGUCUCAUCUACUUAUUACCAGGAGCCAGCUGAUGUCACUAUAUUUGGUAGUGGUUUCGUCAAUGUUCAGCUAGCUGUAAAUAUUGGUGGAUCGGAAUGUACCAACCCUGUAGCAUCGAAGGGUGUCACCAUUGUCUGUAGAUUCCAAUCGGAUGUAGAUAUGUCGAAAACCAAAUCUUUGUUGGUCAAUGUGACUGCCAAUGGAUUUUCAUCUUCGUCGUACUCGUUCAUCUACCUUGCUCGGUCGACAACUUGUCCAAACUGUGAGCACGGUGUCUGUGAUACCAAACUUGGUGUUUGCAACUGUAACUCUGGUUAUAUUGGUGCGACAUGUAACAACAAACUAGCGGAAAUACCAGUAGAUUCUCCAAAGCCAAUGGAGAAUACAACUCAAGUCGAACUUGGUUCACUUCAAAAGAACAUUUUGUUCAAUGUUAGUAUUACAGAGAUUCGUGAAGUCAAUGACUUGGGUGUCAUUCAAAAACAGGUUUUCCUCAAGGACAUCAAGUGGUUCCAUUCGACAGAGAUAAACAAUACUUAUACUUUUUCUGGAAGAUUCAGCGACGAUCCACAGCUACAAGUAGAUAUCUCAAUGCAAGUAUUCACAGAGCAGAAAGAAUACAACUUUUACGGUGAUAUCUUCACGGUAGAUGCAAACUCUGUUAAAUAUCAGGUCACAGUUUCUAAUUGGACAUUCGUAGACAAAAUCAAUUCCAUUCAAAUAUUGUUCCUCUCGCAAAUGCCUAUAAGAUCGGAAUCUGACUGUGUCAACUCAGAGAUUACUGGUGAAACUGUAGAUACCGAGAAAUCACUGAGAAGGCUUGAGGUGCAGCAAGGCAGUGGUAUUUUGACAGCUUACUUCUCGGAUCGUAUGCUUGUCGAUGGCAGAGUUAUACGUAGCUCCGUAAAGAACCUUCCAUUGGACGAUCCUUCUGUGAUUGCACUUGGAAACAAAACCGAAAAUCUAAAUAUCCUUACGGCUAUUUCCGUUGGUAAAUUCGAUCACAACGUUACAAUCGAUCCCAACUUUGGAUCGUUGCUCAUCCAAUCCGACUCCCAAUGUCCUGAUUCCGAGAAUAAAUGGAGAAUACCCGUCAUUGUCACAGUCUGUGUGGUAGGUGGAGUUGCCAUAGCCAUCACAGCAACAAUCGUUUUGAAAAAGAAAUACAAAUAUAAUAUAAUGGUUCAGACUAUAAAAAUGAAGAAAGUUUUUGGAAGUCGAAAGGAUCAUUAA